AUGGUCAACCAGAAGGGAUAUGCUCAGAAUGAAUGUUUUAGUUUUGCAUUUAACAAUGGAAGUCUAAGCAUUGAAGCCUGUCGCCCUGGAGGUGGUACAGGAAACACAUUUCCUUAUCCCUACACAGCCUCUGGAGAAGCAUGCAUGGCGCUUCAAGCAAAAGCCAAGCUUGCAAAUGGAACAAAACAGGAUUGGCUUUCAACAUUUGUUUUGAUUUGUGUCUGGACAUACAUACCCAUACUGGAUAGUGAAACCCAUCUGGGACAAGGUAGCAAAUCCCCAGUUUGUAAGGCAAAGGCUGCAUCUUACAUCCGCCGCCAAACCAUGCUUGUUUUGUCUUGUUCUGUAUGGAGCAUUAAAUGA
Molecule: messenger RNA, 363 nt
Organism: Ilex paraguariensis (yerba mate)
Lineage: Eukaryota; Viridiplantae; Streptophyta; Magnoliopsida; Aquifoliales; Aquifoliaceae
Source: the annotation of a GenBank genome assembly